GAGAAAGAAAAAAGAGAAGGAAAGAGGGAGAGAAGGUGAGGAAGAGAGGUGGCUGUGCGGAGCCUGGGGGGGGGAGGUAGUGAGGGGGGAGAGACAAAGAAAGGGGGAGGAGAGAGUGGCGAGGAAAGAAUGAGUGGGAGAGGGAGAGAGACAGAGAAAGAGGAGGGGAGAGAGAGCGAGUGAGAGAGGGGGCUGAGAGAGAGUGAGUAAGUGAGAGAGAGAGGGGGGAGGACACAGAGAGAGGCUCCAUCUCUCGCCGUCACCGUCCUAGUCUCCCAGCCCGUCGGUGUUGAAUCCAUGUCGGAGUAACGGCUCCUCUAACGGGAGGUGCGCGGAGGAGAAGCGGGCUUCGAACUUCACACGCACGGACGCGCGGACAGACCUAUGCUCGGAUCUCGGCUCCUCUCGCCUUCGCCAAUGCUAAAGGAAAUAUGCAGCGGAGCCUCGGUUUCCUCUACACCAGUUUACUGGGGCUGUGCUUGGGUUCAAGCGCAAGUUUCCCAAGUAACAUUAAUAUAGGAGGACUCUUCCCCACCGAAUCGCACGAAUAUGAGGUUUUCCGGUUCGCCCUGUCGCACCACCAGGACAUCCCCAAACUGGUGCCGCAGGUGGACAUGGUCAAGAUGGGCAACAGCUUCUCCAUGACGUACGCCUUUUGCUCCCAGUUCUCCAAAGGAGUGUACGCCAUCAUCGGCGUGUACGACAGGAAGACCGUCAACAUGCUGAUGUCCUUCUGCGGCGCGCUGCACGUGUGCUUUGUCACGCCGUCGUUCCCCAUCGAGAACGCCAACCAGUUUGUCAUACAGCUGAGGCCGGAGCUCCAGGACGCCCUGGUGGGCGUGAUCGAGCACUACGGCUGGACCAAGUUUGUCUACAUGUACAGCUCAGACUCAGGACUUAUUGUGCUGCAGAAGGUUCUGGACACGGCAGCAGAGAGGAACUGGCUGGUGACCUCAGUUAAUGUGGAGACCAUGACAGAAGCCUCGUUUCUGAAGGUGUUCCAGGAUCUGGACAAGAGAAAGGAGGGUCAGAUCAUCAUCGACUGUGAGACGGAGAGACUCACUGGCAUUCUCAAAAAGAUUGUUGAACAGGGCAAGAACGCCAAGAGCUACCACUACAUUCUGGCCAACCUGGGUUUUCUGGACAUCGACCUGACGGACCUGAGGAAAGGUGGAGCAAACAUAACGGGCUUCCAGCUGGUCAACAACUCGGACCCCGGCGUCAGCCGAGUCGUCCAGCAGUGGAUGGAGUUUGACAAUAAAGACAACAAGAUUCCAAAGAACGGACUCAAAUACACUGGCGCUCUGACAUACGACGGGGUCAAAGUCAUGUCCUUGGCCUUCCAGAGUUUGAGGAGACAGAGAAUAGACAUUUCUCGCAGAGGCAACGCUGGGGAGUGUCUUGCCAACCCCCCCGCCCCCUGGGGCCAAGGCAUAGACAUCCAGAGAGCCCUGCAGCAGGUCCUGAUCGAUGGACUGACUGGUCACAUACAGUUCAACGAGAAAGGUCGGAGAACGAACUACACCGUGAGCGUCAUGGAACUGGCCCCAUCUGGACCCAAGAAGGUCGGCUACUGGAAUGAAGAUGAGAAGUACGUCACCACUGCCAGCUUCAUGAGAGGCAGCAACGACACCUACGGCCUGCAGAACAGAACCUACAUCGUCACCACCAUCCUGGAGUCUCCCUACGUGAUGCUGAAGAAAAACCACGAGCAGUUUGUGGGAAACGAUAAGUACGAAGGCUACAUCGUGGAGCUGGCUGCAGAGAUCGCCAAACACGUGGGCUACCAGUACAAACUGAAGAUCGUUUCAGACGGGAAGUACGGCGCCAAAGACACCGAGACCAAGAUGUGGAACGGCAUGGUGGGAGAACUGGUGUACGGGAAAGCCGACGUAGCUGUGGCUCCGUUGACCAUCACUCUGGUCCGUGAGGAAGUCAUCGACUUCUCCAAGCCCUUCAUGUCUCUGGGCAUCUCCAUCAUGAUCAAGAAACCCACCAAGUCCAAGCCCGGCGUCUUCUCCUUCCUGGACCCGCUGGCCUACGAGAUCUGGAUGUGCAUCGUGUUCGCCUACAUCGGCGUCAGCGUGGUGCUGUUCCUGGUCAGCAGGUUCAGUCCGUACGAGUGGCACUCGGAGGACUACGAGGAAGGGGCGGAGCCGCAGAGUCCCACGCAAGCCGCGGCCUCCAACGGCGUCCAGCAGAGCCAGAGUCCGGCUCAGCAGAACCAGAACCAACAGACCCCCGAGCAGACCAACGAGUUUGGGAUCUUCAACUCCCUCUGGUUCUCACUGGGCGCCUUCAUGCAGCAGGGAUGUGACAUCUCCCCACGCUCUCUGUCGGGCCGCAUCGUUGGAGGGGUGUGGUGGUUCUUCACCCUCAUCAUCAUCUCCUCCUACACUGCCAACCUGGCUGCCUUCCUGACGGUGGAGAGGAUGGUGUCUCCUAUAGAGAGCGCCGAGGACCUGGCCAAGCAGACGGAGAUCGCGUACGGAACCCUGGACGCAGGCUCAACCAAAGAGUUCUUCAGGAGGUCAAAGAUUGCUGUGUUUGAGAAAAUGUGGUCGUACAUGAAGGCGGCGGACCCGUCUGUGUUUGUGAAAACCACCGACGAGGGCGUGAUGAGGGUCAGGAAGUCCAAGGGCAAGUACGCCUACCUGCUGGAGUCCACCAUGAACGAGUACAUCGAGCAGAGGAAGCCCUGCGACACCAUGAAGGUGGGCGGGAACCUGGACUCCAAAGGCUACGGCAUCGCCACGCCCAAGGGCUCCCCCCUCAGUUUUCAUUCAUCUCCACCUCCUCAUGUCCAUCAUCAGUGAAGACCUUUGUUUGUCCAUCAACAUGUAUGUAUGAAUUCAUUCUCUUAUAUUUGAGAGGUGAGCAUUGGCACAAGUGGGAGGACACACACACACACACACACACACACACACAGAUGUGUGCACCUAAUGUGGCCAAUAAAUUCACAUCUUACACCAGAAGUAGAUCGCCUGUGCCCCCCCCCCCCCCCCCCUGGUGCCGGUGCUCACACCUUUACGGUGAAGUCAGCAGAUGUGAGUUCCUGUUUGAAGUUUGAAGCUGUGAUGAUGGAUGUGGGGAAUAAAACGGCCGGUGCUCUGGUGCUGCUGACGUCCAGGAGCAGCAGCUGUCGUCUCCCAUUACAUUAGCAUCAUAACCAAGAGGACCAUUCAAAUCUGAAAGUAUGGGGGAGGGGAGGAGGUGUGGGGGGGUCAAGCUGGUGGCAUCUGAAGCAUUUAAUCCACCUCUAAUAGGCCUCAUUCAUCCUCAUGAAUGGAGCCAUCUGAGGAGAUUUCAUUCCCUCAGCGUUCCAGCCGGGUCCACAGCCAAAGGUCAUGACUGGGUGACACGAACCCUUUCCUGUGUUUGCUCAGAGGCUUCUUAUAAAUUUUUAUACAAAUUGGACUUGGUGCAGAGAGAGAGAGUAAGUGAGAGAGAGUGAGUGAGUGCUGCAUUAGCACUGAGAGCAGUGAUGACAUGAAUCUGCUCCAGGGUCGUGGAGGGAUGAGAGAUCAAACUUUAACUCCACUUUAAUCCCUGUUAAAUAUCAACUAUGUAAAAGUGAUAAUAUUAAACUGGUCCUGGACCAGCACUUGGUCCUCUGACCAGCACUUGGUCCUGGACGACUGGGUUAAUCAACACUAAACAACU
This is a messenger RNA of Cynoglossus semilaevis (tongue sole), 3663 nucleotides long. It is a transcript of the gene gria1a, whose product is annotated as glutamate receptor, ionotropic, AMPA 1a. Lineage: Eukaryota; Metazoa; Chordata; Actinopteri; Pleuronectiformes; Cynoglossidae. Gene Ontology annotation, molecular function: ligand-gated monoatomic ion channel activity. Gene Ontology annotation, cellular component: membrane. The transcript has 14 exons. The record is from RefSeq and is a predicted model, not a curated record. Bases 432 to 2816 code for a protein of 794 amino acids.